Molecule: messenger RNA, 4243 nt
Organism: Chelonoidis abingdonii (Abingdon island giant tortoise)
Lineage: Eukaryota; Metazoa; Chordata; Testudines; Testudinidae
Source: RefSeq, a predicted model, not a curated record
UUAAAUUACUUCAAGGUAUCAGGUUAGGCUCAUAUGCCUGGGUGCUGAUUCACAAAGAACAUAAAUGCUAUAAUAUUGGCAGAUUCUUUUUCAGAAGUUCUUUGGAAAAUUUCGCUAAAAAGUGUUACUUUCUGCUAGAUCCUUUACCGCAUUGCUCCAACAAGGAAGUAGUCCCAAGCAUGAAUACUCUGCUUCUGUUUAUGAUUGUGCUAGGUAUAUCCUUUGCUUCUCCAAUCAAAAGAAGCAUAAAUUUGCUUGGAAGUGGCUAUGAGGAAAAUGUUGCCAAUGUUAAUGCCAUUAAUGCAAACACAGAAAUCUUAAGCAAUGGCUCUGGGAAUGCUGAGAGGAACCAACAGAAUGGCAAGAAUGAAAACAAUGAGCACCCAGAAGGAGCAACAUUCAGUAAUUAUACACGAGGACCCAAUCAAACUGGAGAGGUGUCUGCAAUUGAUAUUAACAAUCCCCAGGGGGCUUAUGAGGAUAAACUCAAUAAUCAACCAGCCCCUGAGGACCCUGCUAAUACCCACGGAACACAAAACACUGAUCAAAAUGCUGAGCUCCACACAGGGAAAGGAAUUUAUCAUCAUCAUUUAGACCUUCAUGUGAACACAAACGGCACCAGUGAACACAAUUCAUCUGAACAUUUGCCAGGGAAAAACAGUGUUUAUGGUUCAGCAUGGGCAGAAAAGGGUUUUGCACCUGAGGAUGCAGAGCUCUCCACUGACAAACAAGAUGCUAUAGAAGCCCACAAUGACAGUGGCUUUAAUGUAGGGGAAAAGGAUGAGGAUAUGGAUAAUGGCCACCAUCAUUCAGACAAGUGUUAUUUUAACAAUGAAGGCAUGCAAAGGGUUGAUUUAGGUAAUGCUGGUGAUAGUGCUGACUCUAACUCUAGUCAGCAGGAAGAAAGCAAUAGCGACUCUGUACAAUCCACUCCAAAACACUGCAAGAGUAUCCCCAGUGAAUCAAGGAGUAAAUCUGCUCAUCAGAAUACUAGUGUGUCCAUCAGCCCCAGUGCCGCUAGCUCCUUCAGCGACCCCAGUGCCUCAAGUGACUCCAGUGACUCCAGUGCCUCAACUGAUUCCAGUGCCUCAAGUGACCCCAGUGCCUCCAGUGAUUCCAGUGACUCCAGCAACACCAAUGCCUCAAGUGACUCUAGCGACCCCAGGGCCUCAAGUGACUCCAAUAAUUCCAGAGAAUCCAGCAGCUCCAGUAAUUCCAGUGAAUCCAAUGAAACAAGAUAGUAAAGUUCAAGAAGUCAAUAGUGACAUUCCAAAGGCAUCAGAUACCAGUCGCUGGCAAAACAGAGAAAAAGGCAAUAGCCUACAAACAGGUAUCAGUGAAAAUAAUUCGAUGAUUCAAGUAACUAAAACUAAAUUGGUAAAUGGUAACAACCACAGCGGAAAAGAUACUCCUCCAAUAGUAUCCCAGAAUAAGGACUGUAGCUCUCUAGAGGACUCCACACAAUUUGCUUUGGUGGUUACCUAAUUUCAUUAAUGUUAAGGCUUUUUAUAAUGAAAGAGAAUAUUGUGUUGCAUUAACAAGCAUAUUUGCCUUCUCCCUUUGCAGCCUGUGGUUCAAAUUCUGUUUUCACUGACACCUGUACAACCCCAGCGACUUGGGUGUCACUUGGAGAUGAAUUUGUUUCAAAUUCAAAUCGUUGCAGAAUGUUUCAAUGACAUUGUGUAACUGUGCCUUGUAGCCUAGAGCUGCAGAAUCUUAGUGUAAUUUAAUAUUUCAAAUUUUCUUUACACAUUUGUAAUUUCUUAAUCAGAACUACAGGAAAGAUUGUUGUUUACCAUGCUGUGUCAAACACAUUUCCCACUGCUGCCUUGUAUCACUGUUAUCUCUAAUCUAUUCAUUCUCUCCAGCUACUCUUCAGCCUUAUCUAUUUGCUGUAGUACUAGAAUAUCCCACGGUGAUGUGCAUUAGAAAGAAAGGGGUGGUUUGGUGGAAUACGUGAAUUUAGCAGGUAGCACCAGUCCAGUCUCUACUGAGUCUAUCACAUGACAGAAAGCACAUGUAGUACUAAGUGAUACGCUUGUUGGUGUAAUGACCACAACAUUCUCUGCUGUAGCUGGCCUUUAUCGGUCAUAAUUGAGGCAUAUUAGUGGAGCAACAUUGGAGGGACUGUAGUACUGAGGUGGCAGGGGAAGUUUGGUCUCUAAUAUAAUAGUUCUCCAUAGUCCUAUUACAGAUAGUCUUACAAAUGAUGUUUAACUAAAUGUAUAGGCAGUUAGAUCUUGGAGAAAGGCUUGUUCUUACAUUGUGCUGCCAUUCUUUUUUUAGAAAUUGUGAGCAUUACCAGUAAAAUUGGCUUCUUCUAAUGAACUCUUGCUGACUAGACAUUUACUUAGGUGCACAGUUGCUGUCUUCAGGAUAUACCUCCACAAAAAAUGGAAAUCAUUACAAGGUCAGGAAAACAUCACAUUCAAAAAGCUGUCAAUCUGGCAUCUUUACAAACAGCUACCACUGACAUCAGUGAGGUUUGAGGAUGCUCAGAACCUCUGGAAAUCAGGCCAGUGGUCCCUGCCCCAAAAGUCUUAAAAUCUAAUUAGACAUCAGGCAGACAGUGACUGACAGACAAUUUGUGACAGUAACAAACAACAGAGGGAACAGUGGAGAGGGAAAGAAAACAGUGAAAGGAACAAGAUCACAUGGUUACUCAGCUACAGUACAUGUAUUCCUUGGCAGGUCCAUGUAAGUUAAUUUGGUUAUGGUGGAUUAACUCAUUUGCUGUAGGCAUUUCUAUAAAUGAUGGGGGAGAUUGUGAUUGUCUUAUUCACACAAGUGAACAGUUCUUCAUGGGACUUCAGUGAAACUACUGAAAUGAGUCACUGCUUGCUACCGUUAUUGAACUGGAUUUAAUUCUAUGGCCUAUGCUAUAUAGGGUGUCAGAUAAUCACAACCUUAAAAUCCAUGAGGCUGUGACAGUUUAUAACAGCUCAAGAUCAGCCCCUUUGAAUUUGAGUAAGGGGUUCACAAUCUGCCCCUAUAUUUGUAAAGACCACCAUGAAAAAAGUGAAAGAUCUGUAGCAUAUAUUAAAAAAGAUGAUUAUAAUAAACAAACCACCCUCUUUCACUUUCAUGAGUGCUUUUGUUUUUCUUUUCUUAUUUCUGGAAUUGUGGUUUCCUUUCAGAAUAGCUCUAGGGUGUGGAAACACAUGCAUAUAACAGAGCUAGUGGCUUAAGGCUGUCAAAAUGACAAUCACCGCCUUGACCUGCCAUGAGGCACAGAGAACAAAAAUUCAUUCUUCUUUCACCAUGCUACAAAAAUAAUAAUUAAAACUCUACAUACAAACUGUGUCCCCAAAAGCAAUACCAUAGAUUUAGCUUUAGAAAGCUUUGGCAAUUAAAAAAUAUACCAUGCCACUGCUCUGCCAAGUUUAUCAAUUCCAGACACUAACAUUUAUAGUGCUGGCAAUAAUUUUCAGCCACCUUUCAAGCACCAAACAUUGAAAUUAGUGGAGAUACCAGCUGCCACUAAAUAAAGCCUGGGGCUUUUGGGUGUUGCUAACUCCAGUUUCAGAGUAGCACCAAUAUCUGAGUGGAGUGACCUUUCUGCUCUCCCCACAAAAUUAGCAGGGUUGGUUUUGAAAAGCAAUGAUUUACUAUGGUUUGGUUUCAUAUAGGAGUAAUCUACCAAGCUUCAUGUUCCUUCUUUGGGCUACAUGAAGGACAUGCCUCCAAAGAAGCAUCUUGAGUAUUUUUUUCCCCACUUCCCUCCCUGAUUUUCUCACUAAAAUGUUUAAUCAGCAAAAAUACAAUGUAUUUAUAGAUAAGAAAACAGAAAUGGAAAAAUACAGUUUAAAUUCAUGUAUACUGUGCCAUGAACAUGCCCGGAUAUUAUUUUAAAAUAUAUCUUUAUACUUUCUUACUCCCAAAAACAUUUUUCUAGUUACACAUGUAUGUUUUCUAUUGCUAGGAUUAUUCACCUUAGUAAAUCACCAAAUGGGGUUUCAAUGGUGGGCAAGCGUUUGAAGAAGAGAAAAUGAACUCUCACUAUGAAUAGGGGAGAAUCACUUCUUAUAUGAACCUUGUGAUUUCUAUGUACUCAAGGGAGGGAGCAGGGUUUGGAUUUUUACAACCAUUCAACUCUGAUCUAACUCUGCUCCCAUUAAAGUCAAUGUAAGAUUUUUUCUUUCUUUUUUUUUCUUUUUUCUACUUCAAUGGGAACAAAGUUAGGCCAACACCAAGCACUGGAAAAUCCCACCCUAUGCUUUUAUGAUGACUGUUAACUAGAGAU